ACAGAUCAGCUGAUUGAGAAUUUUUUUUCUCUCUCUCCAUUUCUUACUCUUUUUUUUUGUUCUCACCAAUGAGUCUAGUUGUUCACUCAAUAUAAAAGGUGUGUUUGUUUAUUAGAAUUGUGAUUAUGUGAUUAUUUGUAUUCUCUGGAAACAAUUAAAAGAUUAUAUGCGAUUUUUGACCUUUCAAGGAUAAACAUUUCAAUUUCUAUUCUAAUUUGAUUUUGGAACAACAAACACAUACAUACAUACCUCAAACUCAAAUCAACCAAUAAUUUGGAUGCAAUAUGGAAGUAGAUACAAAUUUAGAAGAUUAUUCUGAGCUAAUUGUCGAUGCUCUGGUUAAAGGAUGUAUGGAUGAACAAGAAACUGUCAGUAAUCAUGUUUGCAAUAUAAUUGUUCAAUAUGGAAGUAAACACUGUUCCUUAGUUCUUGCAACUUGCCUUAAUUACCUGCAAAAAGAUGAUGGAAGAGAGGUACGAGUUAUAAGCAAGAUCAAAUUGAUGAGCAGUAUCGAAAGGGUUUGCAUUGAGUUUCUAAAUAAAAUUGAUCCCAAUACUCGAGACUCAUUGACUAAAUUUUGUAUCACCGUUAUCAACAAAGAUUUAGAGGAAUUAACUGAUUAUGAAAGAUACGCCAGUGGAGUAAUUGUUUGUUUGAGUAAAAAUCAGACAACCGAUAUAAUGGAUAAGCUUCUUGCCCAAUUUGAGCCUCAUUCAUCACCUCCAAUUGGAAUAUGUAAAUGUCUUGGUUCCAUGGCCACAGCUAAUCCAUUUGGAAUGAUGGGUUAUAUUAAGGCUCUCCUUGGAUCUAUGGUUUCCAUGAUAACAGUUAUUCGUAAAGAUGUUGUUCGAAUUUUCUUUUCCGAUUGUGUUGGCCAAUUUGCUGAAUCUAUCAAGGAAUAUUUGUCCAACAUUGAUCGAGCUCCAGAUCCAGCGGUUAACAAGUCUUACUUUACGGCGGAAAUUGAUGCACUUUUUGAAGCUUUCUAUCAUGAAUGGCUUAAUUCUCGUAACAAUCGAGUUAAAGAAUCUGUUAUCAAAGCAAUUGGAAAUAUGAUCUCACUAUUAAGUGAUAAAACAUUUAACGAGGGUGUACCACGUUUCAUUAAUUCACUUCUUCCUAUGUACCGUCGGCCAACGGUUUCACUUCCAUUGUCAACCAAUGAUUUUGAGAUUGUCUAUUCUUCCCAAAGUUUACAUCAAGCUCUUGAGUGUAUCAUUGAGAGAGGAUCACCCAAUUUAACUCGACCUCAAAUGGAAACAAUUGUCAAUAUCCUGUUCACCCAAACAUGUGCCUUACCCGAUUAUCAACAGCCCAAUUCAAUUCGUAAUCACAAUGAGAUUCUCCGGUCAUUUGCAACCCUUAAUUCAAAAUACAGUGAAUACCUGAUUCCAUGGUUACUUGCUAAACUUGAAUCCAGCUCAGAAUUGGCGAAAAUUGGUUCCCUUACCAUUUUAAAGCAUUUAAUUAAUGCCUCUAGUCAAUUUAUUGUUCCCCGUUUAUCAGCAAUAUUUAAAUCACUUCGUCGUAUUUUAGAUGAAGAAAAUAAUCGAGUUCGUCGAGCAAUAACUCAAGUAAUUGUUACAAUCGCUCACCAUGGUUAUCUUGAUUUGGAGGGUGGACAAGCUCUGAUUAAAUAUAUUAUCACUCAAUGUGCUCUAGAAGAGGAAAGUGAAGAGGAUUUGGCUAUUCGAAGGUCAUCAACUGAUGUUGAUACGGUAACAAAUAAAGAUUUACGUACAAUGUCUGACAACGUGAUGAAUUUACUUGUUACCACCGUAGAUGAUAUUGAACGAGUUCUCUGGCCUCAUCUCUUUGAGUAUCUUGUACAACCCGAAUACACGGAAGCAUUACCCACCCUGUGUAAAUCAUUGAAUCUAAUGGGUGAGAAGAUUAAACGUCAAGAUUCAACAGGUCGAUUACUUCAAUCAUAUUUCGAGAGGAUCUCACAUUCACCCAAACGAGAGGCUCUACUUGCCCGUCUAUCAGUAAUCAUUGGAGAUGUACCUGAGCCUCAUGUCAAAGAUUCAUUACAUGUUUUAAAACUUAUUGGACCUCAUAUUCAUCAGAAUUUCUCCUCUAUGAUGCCAGCUCUUGAUCAAUUGAUUGCUGAGAUAAAUGAACUUGAAGAAUCACGACAAGAAACUUGGAGAAAUAAUUGUUGCAAUUUUACCACCGCUCUUUUAACCAAAAUUGGAAACAUGGAAUUUCUUGGAGCAUAUAUUUCAUCGUUAAUCGCUCAGAUUCAUCUCUAUUAUCAGAAACCUUUGUUGAAAAACUUUUAUCUUAUCAACAUGGGAAAUGCAAUUCGAAUGUUGAAAAAUAAAGAAGUGGCCAACAAUGCAUUGGACAUUACCUUUGACACCAUUGACCACAGUUCACCUCUCGAAAGGGAAGGUAUCGCUUAUAUGGCUGGUAAAUGUGCCGCCAAUCAUUUGGAUAUGGUCCUGGUCAGUUUGGAAAAGUAUGCUGAGCCUCGUCGAUCGACAAGUUUACUUCAUUCAAUCAUGGAUUCAAUGAGAAAUGGAACUGACCCUGAAUUGGAACGAUUAAGAUCAACUAUUGUUCUCAGUUAUGCUUAUGUUGUUAAAUACGCGGAAAGUGAACUUUUAUUGACGCGACUGGAAACACCGAUCCUACGAACCAUCAGCACUUUCUAUUCACAAUCAAAAGAAUGGCUUGUUCAAGCGGCUUACAUUACGGCGGUCAAUGUAAUCGCUCACUCAGUACUUCCCGAAAAUUUGAAACAAAUGUACAUCUUUCGUAAACGUGAUGAUUUACUUGAUGAAAUGUUGACCAUUUUUCGUGCACCAUCAACACCAACCCAUCAUUGUCAAUUAGCCUUGUUGAGCAUUUCCAGUCUUGUUAAACAUGAACCUGUCCUUUCAGAUCGAGAGAAACAAACGGUCAUCGAUGUUGUCGGUAGAGCGGUUUAUUGUCGAGUUGGUUAUGAAGAGCUGCUUAAAGCCUUUAAACGUUUAUUGGAAGAUUUCAUUAUUCGAGAGAGAUCAUCUCUCGAUAUAUUGAUCUUUAUUGUUACCCAAUUAAAGACUUGGAUGAAUUCUCAGUCUAAUGAUGGUAAUAGAAACGAUGCUAUCGAUACUGUUCAUCAUGUGAUUGAAUUUUAUCACGAGAAUCUCGAUUCAUGGAUGACCUUCCUAGUUGCUGGUUCACAUCGUUUCGAGUCUUUUGGAUCUCUUGUCGGUUUAAUUAUUGCACGAAUUUUCGAUCCAGUUCCAAAUAUUCGUCUGAAAGCUUUCAUGUGUCUUCGGACAAUCUUUAAAAUUGCCGAAAAAGUGUCCAAUCGUCCAAUCUCCCCAGAACCAUGCCUUGAACUGUUGGGCCGUUUUAUCAAUCACCGUGAAGAUAAUGUUCCCGAGUUCACAUCUGAAUCAAUCAAAACACUAACAAGUUAUUUGGCCCAACAAUUGAAACUUCGAGAUUUAACACCAUUACCUUUAUUCAAAUUUCUUUUGGACGGAAUGACGGAAUCACUAUCCGUAUGCUCGUAUGGAUGUUCAUCUACACUCUUAUCAUUGGUUGACCUUUACGGGAAUGAUAUCAAACUCAAUUUACCAGAUUUUAUUAGUUAUAUCGUCCAACGGAUGCCUUAUGUUACUCAUACACACACCAAACGAGGUCUUGAGUGUAUUAUCACUUCAAUUGGAUCUCAUCAAUUAAACGCUCUUCUCAAUUAUCUUCUUGAUUGUUCCCUUAUCUGGUCAAAAGAUCAUAUUCAAUUAUGGCUAAUCUUGGUCUCUGAUCCAACUUUGUGUCCAGUUAUUAUUGAAAAAUUGUUAGAGGUUCUCAAUGAAUCUCAACAAGUUUUACCUCACCCACGAAAGCAAAAUGUUAUGGUUGCUUCGGCUAAAACUUUGGCCGCUGUCGGUGCUUUACAAGAAAUUUAUGGCUCUACCGUUUCAUCGCCGAUCCUUAUUUCCCAUUUUGUCAAGGUUUUCACUUCAGUUUUUGGUACCGUUGCAAAUUUCCUUAAAGCAGAAUACAUUCCAGCCAGUGAAGUCGAUCCAAUCGCCUCAUCAUCAAAUCCUUUGGCUCCAGCACCUCCACCAGCACCGGUAGCACCAUCAUCAAGGAAAAAUUCCUCAUCAAAGAAAGAGAAAGAUCGUUCAAAUGUAUUCCCAAUCAGUAUCGCCGUCCUUACCCUAAAAAAUGUCCUCUACAAAUGUGAACGAGACAAAGUACUUAAUGAGAAAAUAUUCUUCCUCAUGGAACAAGAAGCUGAAUUCCCCGAGGCGGUUACACUCCUAGCCAAGGAAAUGUGUAUCAAAUAUCCUGCUGAUAUUUCAAGUCUAGUUAAAGAUUUGACUCCCUUCUUACAAGAUACUUCACCUCAACGUCGACUCAUUCCAAUUGCAUUUUUCUGUGAGAUUUUAUCAAUCGAUAAUUAUGACCAGCAAACACUGGCCGAACCUCUUCUUCAAACUCUUCUUAACAUGCUCACCGAUUCAUCCAAUGCUAUCAGGAAACUUUGCAUUCGAGGAUUAGGUCGACAUAGUUGCCUUUCUCCAGAAUUGAAUGCCAAAUUAUCAAGUCCUGUUAUUUCAGCUUUGUUACUCGGCUUAGAGGAUAAGGAUGAUAAAAAUGAUGAUGUACUUCUUGAAUCAAUCAAAGGAUUGACCAACAAUCUCGUAUAUCUGGAAAAAUCUCAACUUGAAAAUCUAUGUGUACCAAUUGCUAUUAGAUUAAAAUCACUCUUUGAUAAGGAAAGUAAAAACAUCCGAUCAUCAGCAAUCCAUUGCUAUGGUAAAUUGUGUGAAAAGGGCGGCCUUCUCCUUCAAGAUGUAUCAACUGAAUCUUUGAUUCCAUUAGUUGUUUACUAUAAUUCAAAUGUUCCCGUUGUAACUGAGGCUGCGAGAUAUGCAUUAGCUAAUUACGAUUCAACGGCCUCUGUUCAAGAUCCUUUGGGUAAAUUUUUCGCAAAGGUUGUUUCAGAAAAACACUUUGUUGAGCCAACCGAAUUCACUCCAAGCUUAAUCAAGUUCAUCGUAAGUGAAUCCAAAGGACUGAUUAACGAUUGGAUUACAGCUUUACAGCUAUACUUGAGGAGUAAUCAGGAUAAUAUCCAAGCAGCUUCGAUUUACAUUCUUGGUCAUUUUUUCGCCUUUUCUGAUGAGACAAUGAUCGCGAAGAGAUUAAAAGUAAAAUAAUUGGACAUUUGAUUCGUUUAUUACGAGAAUCAAGAAGUAAUCCCGUUAAAAUGAGAUCAGCUGAAGCUUUAGCUAAAGCUUAAGGGAGGAAGCCAAAAACAAAAAAGUCCAGACACACAAUUGAAAUCAACGUUUUUUUAUCACGAUAACAACGAAACCAAACAAUUACCAAAAGCAGGAAACUAUUGAUUAAAUAAAUUUAGUGUUAAAGUGAGUGCUUUACGAAAAAAAUUGCCAUCGAAUCAACAACGAAAAGCUGAUAGUUACAAUUAACCGUAGGCAUUAUUAAAUUGUGCAAUCAAAUAAGUCAAGUCAAAAUUGGAUCAAUAUUAUAUCAAGUCAAUUAUUGCGAUACCAGUCAUAUCAAGUCAAAUUAAUGCUAAUUAAUUAAAUGCUGUUGUCCAAUGCAACAAAAUUUUAAAGUUUUCAAUUAACCAUUCCCAACUAAUUGUGGCUUCCAUCCUUAUAACCAAAUCAAAAGCAAAAUGUAUUAUAUUUAUCAUCAUCCUCAUCAAUAUUAUGUUAAUUAUUGUGUGUAUUAUCAUUUCCGUUACAAUCAGAAUAUCAAUUUGAGAGUGAUCAACUUUUUUUAAUCCUAAUCACACAUCAUUGUAAAAAGAUAAAAACAAUUUACUAACAAUUGAAAAAAAAUCAAUAGAGAUUUAAAAGAAAUAGUUUUUUUUCUUAAUAAUAAAGUCCAAUUAAUAACAAUAA
Panonychus citri (citrus red mite) is the source of this 5882-nucleotide messenger RNA. RefSeq names its product maestro heat-like repeat-containing protein family member 1. NCBI's taxonomy places the organism in Eukaryota, Metazoa, Arthropoda, Arachnida, Trombidiformes, Tetranychidae. Gene Ontology annotation, cellular component: cytoplasm. The record is from RefSeq and is a predicted model, not a curated record. Bases 285 to 5168 code for a protein of 1627 amino acids. The transcript has 8 exons.